Molecule: messenger RNA, 1056 nt
Organism: Orbilia oligospora ATCC 24927
Lineage: Eukaryota; Fungi; Ascomycota; Orbiliomycetes; Orbiliales; Orbiliaceae
Exons: 2
Coding region: 1-1056 (351 amino acids)
Source: RefSeq, a predicted model, not a curated record
AUGCAUUUCACAGUCAGUCUCCCUACGGCCGCCGUUUUCUUGAGCUGUGCCAGCUCAAUCUAUGGCCACGGCCUCAUCGUCGACGCCUAUGGAAAUGCCAACGCCAAAGCUCGCGGCCGUGGCCUCGGUUUUAUCGAUCAAUACAAUGGCAACAGAUGGGGUACUGCUCAACACCCGUUCCAGGUCGACGUGCCCGUCUUCAAAGAUCCUAUCGUUCCAUGCUGUAAUAAACCGCGUACAUACCUUGCCACAGGCUGUGGUAUUACCCUCCAGAUCAUCUGGAGAAACAAUAUCAGGGACAACAAGCAUCUCGUGCACCAGUCCUGGUAUGCUCCUGCAGUGCAAAGCUUGUUUACAUCAAAGAGAGGCUAUCAGUUAGACAUGAACUAUGAAAAGAACCUCAUCGUGUCUAAGAAAUUAAUGCCACAGGCUACGGCAGGUGGAUGGAUGAAGAUAAGAAUUCAUCAAGUGAAUAUCGACGGCGCUGGUCCAUAUAGAUGCAGGAUUGAUCAGACGGGCACAGCAAACAGCUUCGGCCAAUGGCUUUGGCCCACCCAAAAUAUGCCAGGAAAUAAAUAUUCCUUUAACGUUGGAACUAUCCAUAAACCAAACAAUUGGAUCCACCUCCCGAUCCCGGCAGGUAUUCGAUGUGGUGGAACCGCAGGGCCUUACAAAAAUGUUUGUAUCAUCAGAUGUGAGAAUCAAGCCGUCAAUGGUCCAUUUGGAGGAUGUCUCGCAUUCCAGCAGGUCGGCCUCCCUGUACCAGCGGCGCCGAAGCCCCCUGCUGUUAAAAUCACAGUCGCACCACCCACAGUUACAGUCAUCCAACAAGCUCCCACAGUCACCGUCUACCAGGGUCGUCCUCCAACGAAGGAAGAAAUCGAGGUGGCAGUCGGUGGUGAACCUGUGCCCAAGGAAGCUAUCGAGGAAAUUAAGAAAGAAGAAAAGAUUCCAGGAGGGAAAGGAACCGAGUUGGUCGAAGGGGUUAAGGAUGCCAAUAAAGAUGCUGAGAAUAAGGCCGAGACUGAGGCUGUUGAAGAUGACUAUUAUGCCUAG